AUGUCAACAUUCUAUCCUUCGUUGCCGCUCCGUGAUGCCUCGGUCCCCCUUCGAACCCCUUCGCCUGUCCCAUCACCCUUGAAACGGUCGACCGUGCAAUCUUCCUCCAUUACCUCGACGUAUUCGAAACUAAGCCCGCAAGAAGCCGCGGAACGCCUCAAUACAGACCUGGUUCAUGGCCUUACUCCGAGUGACGCUGAAGCGCGGUUGCUUCGGGAUGGCCCAAAUGAGCUUCCUCAUGAAGAACCAGAGCCACUUUGGCUACGGUUUCUGAAACAAUUCAAAGAGCCGUUGAUCCUUUUACUGCUUGGCUCCGCUGUAAUCUCGUUUUUUAUGCACAAUUUUGACGACGCUGUUAGCAUCACCUUGGCCGUGACAAUCGUUGUCAGCGUGGGGUUUGUGCAGGAAUACAGAUCAGAGAAAUCCCUGGAGGCAUUGAGUCGACUGGUUCCACAUUAUGCUCACUUGGUACGCAACAUACCAUCCGGGUCCACUGGACGGUCCACUCCUGGUAUGGUGAACACCAAAGACCAGUAUGAAAUGCAAGAACUCACGGAUAGCUCUUCAUGUACCACCAAUCAAGCUGCAAAGGGGUCUACAACGGUUAUUGCAAGCAAAUUGGUCCCUGGAGACCUGGUUUUAUUUUCCACUGGAGAUCGCAUUCCCGCUGACUUGCGUAUAACCCGAGCUACUCAUCUCACAAUCGACGAAUCGAAUUUGACGGGAGAGAACGAGCCAGUGUCAAAAUUCUCUCGUGCGCUAGGCAGCCCGGCAAAGACCCUCCACCCAGUUCAAAAUUCCACCCCUCCUCGAUCGCCGUUCUACUACUCACCUGCGGCUGGCACGGUUGGGACAGACCUUCGUCUCAGCGAACAACACAAUAUUGCUUUCAUGGGCACCUUGGUACGAUCCGGUCAUGGACAAGGCAUUGUGAUUGCGACCGGGCCGAAUACAGAGUUUGGAAGCAUAUCCGCCUCCCUUCAAGAAAUUGAAAGCCCAAGAACCCCUUUACAACUUUCAAUGGAUCGUCUUGGGCAGGAACUGUCCUAUGUAUCUUUUGUUGUUAUAGGUCUAAUUGUUCUCAUCGGAUUAAUCCAAGGCAGGAAGCUUCUGGAAAUGUUCACCAUAGGGGUAUCCCUCGCCGUGGCAGCGAUUCCGGAAGGACUUCCAAUCAUUGUUACAGUAACCCUAGCACUGGGCGUUCUCAGGAUGGCAAAUCGCGGAGCAAUCGUGCGGAGACUGCCUAGCGUUGAGACACUGGGCUCCGUCAAUGUGGUUUGCAGCGAUAAAACCGGAACCCUUACGCUCAAUCAUAUGACUGUUACGAAAAUGUGGCAUUUCGACGCCGAGGAGCCCUUUGAAAUUCAGAAAGAAGAUGCACCGGCUACUCUCACCGCAGCGGCUCGAACAAUACUUCGCGUUGGAAAUAUUGCCAACAAUAGCCGGCUUUCCCGUGCCCAUGCGAACUCCCCUGCAACUGCAUCUUCGGCCGCUGUUUUAUCGUCGACUGCCGACCGAUCUUCAGGUGCAGUGAGAAGCCGCUGGGUCGGCCAGCCAACCGAUGUCGCUCUCCUUGACCUUUUAGAUGUGCUUGGUGAAGACGAUGUUCGACUUAGGGUCAAUGCACGAGUGUCGGAAACGCCUUUCAGUUCGGAACGGAAGUGGAUGGGUGUUGUGGUCAGCAACAGCGCUUCAGACGGUGGCUACGAGCAUGGCAGUGAAGUUGCCUACAUCAAAGGUUCUCUUGAGGAGGUCUUAAAGCGAUGCGAUACCUAUUUAACCAAAGAUGGCCGCGAGGUGAUAUUGGAUGAACGGAGAAGGCAAAGCGCACGACAAGCUACCGAGUCAAUGGCUCAGGAAGGUUUGAGAGUGAUAGCUUUUGCGAGUGGUCCGAUCAGAAGUAUGCAAAAACCAAACUCUCUCUCCCAUAGCCAAGCGGAUGACUAUCAACUGCACGGCGAAGAAUGUUAUACGGGUCUCUGUUUUGCCGGAAUUGUCGGCAUGAAUGAUCCCCCACGCAAGGAUGUGCACAAAUCAAUUCGCCGGCUUUUAACGGGAGGAGUCAGAGUGAUAAUGAUUACUGGUGACGCUGAAACUACCGCGGUAGCCAUCGCGAAGAAACUAGGCAUGCCCAUCAACAUGUCGGGGACAGCAAGGACAGUUUUGAGAGGUGACGAAAUUGACCAUAUGAGCACUGAAGAGCUCGCACAAGCAAUGGCCACCACGUCGAUAUUCGCCCGAACCAGCCCGGAUCAUAAAAUGAAAAUUGUUAAGGCUUUACAAUAUAGAGGAGACGUCGUUGCAAUGACAGGCGACGGAGUCAACGAUGCACCAGCAUUGAAAAAAGCAGAUAUCGGAAUCUCCAUGGGCCUGCUGGGAACCGAUGUCGCAAAAGAAGCAGCUGAUAUGAUCUUAACUGAUGACGAUUUUUCUACGAUUCUUAGAGCUAUAGAGCAGGGAAAGGGCAUUUUCUACAAUAUUCAAAAUUUCAUCACAUUUCAAUUGAGCACUAGCGUUGCAGCGUUGAGUUUGGUUCUUGUCAGUACUGGAUUGGGGUUCAAGAAUCCUCUGAAUGCGAUGCAAAUAUUAUGGAUUAACAUUCUUAUGGACGGGCCACCCGCUCAGUCCCUCGGUGUUGAACCCGUCGAUCCGUCAAUCAUGGUCAGACCUCCGCGUCCCAAACAUGCCCGCGUCCUCACCAAACCUCUCAUCCGGCGCGUCCUCACCUCGGCUGCUUGCAUAAUGCUCGGUACGCUUGCGGUCUACAUCCACGAAAUGAUCGACCACACCGACGAAAUCUCCGGCGUAACCUCGCGCGUCGUCACUCGCCGCGACACGACCAUGACAUUCACCUGCUUCGUGCUCUUUGACAUGUUCAAUGCGCUGACCUGCAGAAGCGAAGGAAAGUCGGUGCUCCGUGGUCAGCUUGCACUGGCCAGCAAUAAGAUGUUCAAUUAUGCUGUGCUGGGCUCGCUCCUGGGUCAAGCAUGUGUGAUCUACCUUCCAAUCCUACAGGAUGUCUUUCAGACGGAGCCGCUGGGACUGGGGGAUUUGGUUGCCUUGCUGUGCAUUUCAAGCAGUGUCUUUUGGGUCGAUGAGAUUCGGAAGUAUUUGAUGACACGGGGUCGCGGUCGGGGCUUGUUUGGCAUUGGGGCGUCUUCUACACAGUUAUCUGCGGUUGGGUACAGUAUCAACGUGUAA
Messenger RNA from Uncinocarpus reesii 1704, 3201 nucleotides. RefSeq names its product calcium-transporting P-type ATPase, PMR1-type. Lineage: Eukaryota; Fungi; Ascomycota; Eurotiomycetes; Onygenales; Onygenaceae. Gene Ontology annotation, molecular function: ATP hydrolysis activity; P-type calcium transporter activity; ATP binding. The record is from RefSeq and is a predicted model, not a curated record. Gene Ontology annotation, cellular component: Golgi membrane; plasma membrane; endoplasmic reticulum. Bases 1 to 3201 code for a protein of 1066 amino acids. The transcript is spliced from 2 exons. Gene Ontology annotation, biological process: intracellular calcium ion homeostasis; manganese ion transport; calcium ion transmembrane transport.